GUUACUCCUCAUACGUGUUUACAAAUUUUGUGCAGAUUGUGAACUAUUUCAGAUUCAAUUCAUUUUCUUUACAUUUUUGGGAAAUGAUUGUCAGUCAUUUUCAGGCCACAUUUUUCGGUCAGGUUUUCCAAAUUCAUGUCUUUUGUAAAAGUGUAGCCUGAUGAGCAGUUCAAGUACCCCUGAGUGCCCCCUCAUGUGCAUGUUGUUCGCAAUGCAACAAAGUUCGUCUCACCUUCCACCCUCCCCAACUCCAUCUCCUUCUCCUCUUUCUCCAUCACUGUUGCCACUCUCCACAAGACCCUUGCCUCCUCCAACUCCUGCUAGUCAGCCCUUGUCAUCGUUAUCCGAGACACCCCUACCAUCUCCGUCUCCCUGCCUUUGCUGGACCGAGUUCUGGGAGCUUUAUGCCCGAGUAGCCGCUGGUGUCUUUGCCCAGCAUUUCCAGGCCCUUUUGCAGGAGAACCCUCAUAACUCCCCUGAUUCGGCCACUGCUUUUUGCCACUGCUUCACAGACAGAUCCAUUCGACAUUUUGAGAGUGAGCACGAGGGGACCGUCAGUAAAGAUGGAACGGUGUGCUGGGUCACCCAAUCUAACGUUACAUCACUGGAGGAGGAAACAGCAUCGCUGUCCCUGCUGCCGUCAGAAGCCUCCACACCAUGCAUGCCUACUCACACACAGGCUGCACCCACACCGGCCAUGACCCAAGAAGGCUGUGGAUCGAAGCAGUUCCAGAGUGCCGGAACAUUUCAGGAGUUGUAUGCUCAUACUCCAAUCCUCCCACCAUCCUCCUCUUCUUCAUGCUCUUCCUCUAUGGGCGGGAAUAACGGGCGGAGGGAGGACAGGGGAAUAGCGGUAAAAUAUAACCAACCUGGAUACAAAGACCUGGAAGAAGAGGAAGACAGCUGGGUGGGGCCUGUCACGGAAGAGGAGGUAGAAGCAGAUGUAGUAGCAAGGGACAAUGAGGGUGAGGAUGAUAUGACCUCAGAAAGAGCUGAUCUCAGCCAGAUUUCGACAUGCCCCAAUCCCUCUGGCACACCAGCAAACUCUGGGUCAAAAGGCAAUGGGAGAUCCAUUGGGGGUCAAUUGAAGAAUAAACUAAAAAAGUGGUUCUCUUUACACACCGUGGCCCACAGCGUCCGAGGGAGAGUGCAUGGCAUCUUGCACUGGAGCAGGUCUUCCAGUGACGCCCCUCAGAACUGCAGCUCGGCUAAUUCUUCAGCACUACCACCAAGCAGCUUUGGUGCCUCCAGCAAGAAGGGCAGGCUGGUAAGGGAGGGAGGUGUGACUGUGUGCUCAUCUUCGGAAGAGUUUGCCAGCAAUCAUGGAUUCCCAGGAAUUUCUUUUGGACUGCUGCGCCACGGCAUGGACAGCACAGCAUCGGGACAUCCCACUGCCAUGGGAGGAGCUGCAGGCGGAAAGGGGAUGCAUUGGCAUGAGUGCCAUCUAGUCCUGAAAGAACAACAUGGGGAUGGAGGAUUGGAAUAUUUCCUGGAGUUUUACAUCCCACCUACGACAUCCAAUCCCAGAAUGACUGUCCCAUGUUGCUCUAUUGUUGAUGUGAGGAGCACUACAGCGACAGAGAUGCCAGACAAAGAGAACACCUUUCUUCUGCAGUUGGAAGGUCAGGUGCUGUACGUGAUCGAGACCAGAAAUGCGGUUCAGAUUAGAGCUUGGCUUAGUGAGAUCAGAGGUACCGUUUUUUAAGUGAGCAAGAGGAUGUUGAGGGAGUGUUCUCACCAACCUCAGCAGUACACCAGAAUUCAACGACCACCUGUCUCAAGUGUGUUAUGGUGGAGUUAGUGGUUCUCCUCAGCUGGACCCUUUACCUCCCGAGUUGCCACCCCGCGCCCCUCUUGAUUAAUCAGACAGUCGACUGCUUGGUGGGGGCGGAGCCAGUCUUAGCACACCUUUUGUAGAAACACUUGAUUCCACAGGUGAUGUGCUACACCAAACACACACACAUGCGCGCACACACACACACAAACGCGUUGAUAGUGACCAUGUUGACAUCUAUUUUACC
This is a messenger RNA of Carassius auratus (goldfish), 2021 nucleotides long. RefSeq names its product SH2B adapter protein 1-like. Bases 161 to 1705 code for a protein of 514 amino acids. NCBI's taxonomy places the organism in Eukaryota, Metazoa, Chordata, Actinopteri, Cypriniformes, Cyprinidae. The record is from RefSeq and is a predicted model, not a curated record. The transcript is spliced from 5 exons. Gene Ontology annotation, biological process: intracellular signal transduction. Gene Ontology annotation, molecular function: transmembrane receptor protein tyrosine kinase adaptor activity. Gene Ontology annotation, cellular component: plasma membrane.